This is a messenger RNA of Mycena indigotica, 1392 nucleotides long. Its product is annotated as Transcriptional factor. The record is from RefSeq and is a predicted model, not a curated record. NCBI's taxonomy places the organism in Eukaryota, Fungi, Basidiomycota, Agaricomycetes, Agaricales, Mycenaceae. Gene Ontology annotation, cellular component: nucleus. Gene Ontology annotation, molecular function: DNA-binding transcription factor activity, RNA polymerase II-specific; RNA polymerase II transcription regulatory region sequence-specific DNA binding; zinc ion binding. Bases 1 to 1392 code for a protein of 463 amino acids. The transcript is spliced from 9 exons. Gene Ontology annotation, biological process: cellular response to starvation; regulation of DNA-templated transcription.
AUGGCUGCGGCGCGACCUUCGUCGUUUCCCAUCCAGAGCGUCGUUGAAGAUGGGCCAGAAGAGCUUUCACAGACAGUACCUGGACGUACGAGGGGGCGUGAUGGACCCAAGAAGAAAAAAGCCAGUCGUGCCUGUGUGCAUUGUCAAAAGGCUCAUCUUACAUGCGACGACUCUCGUCCAUGUCAACGUUGUGUGAAGCGCGGUAUGGCAGACAGCUGCACUGAAGGACAUCGCAAAAAAGCAAAAUAUCUGCUUAACGAUGAAGAACUCGCCCAAACCAAGGGCUUCCGCGAGAAAUCGUCCGUUCCAGAGACCAACCUUGAACCUUUACCUCCGCCUCCAUUACCUUCUGCCCAACAACCUCCCUUUGACCCAAGCGAGGGAGUUUUCGACACUGUUCCCUUCGACCCCACCUUUCCCUUUGGCUCUGAAGCUGCCAAUCUCGAAUACUCUAUUCUCUCCGCUAUUCUCGGUAACCCGAGUCCCCCUGAUUCCACGAGCACCCCUUCGGCAGCACCUUAUGCCUCUUGGACGUCAGAAGACUCUAUGGACAUGGCUGCAUCACGCAACUUCUCUGAACAAUCGCUAGCCGUCCAACCGUCUGACACAACAAUGGCCUCGCCAACCACCACCUUCCUCUCAUAUCCAUAUCCACAACCACCCGAGCCAGCGCCAGCCCAAUAUCCUUCGCAGUUCCAGCAACCGCAAGAAUUGCACCCGCUUCAACCGCGAUUCCCACUCGACGGUCGGCCGCGCUCACCGCCAUUCUCCGACAAGUCUCCUCGAGCAAUGGUUGCGGCUUCCUUUAAUCAAGGAGGUUCUCAGUUGCAGAACAUCAAUGACCGUGUUACCAUGCCCUACGACUAUACUGAAGGUUACCACUUUCUCAUGAAACAUCUUCCCAGCAAGUUCGAGAAGAAUGACAUUCUCCGCAUCGUGCGCGCAUUGGCGAUAUUUCGGCCCUCUCUUAUCGCUCUCCAAAUGCCGCUCUCUUUCGACGACGAGGUCUUCGUAGAAAAAUGUUUUCAGAGGAUGCUGCUUGAACUUGAUAAACUAAUUUCCUUCAGCGGCACGCCCACUGUGGUCUGGCGCAGAACGGGCGAAAUUUGUCUGGCGGCACCUGAAUUUUGCAUGCUGACGGAAUGGUCGGUGGAAGAGCUAGUGGGUCGGAAAAAAUACAUCUACGAGCUUUUUGAAAACCAAUCCGUGGUCGAAUACUGGGAGAACUUUGCGUCACAUGCCUUUGAGAACACGACACAGUCUGUCUACUCGCAUUGUGUGCUGCUGAAACCAACCGGUGCACCAGUGCCUUGUACGUUCUGUUUCUCGAUACGGCGCGACCUAUUCGAUCUCCCCAGCGUAGUGAUUGGACAAUGGCUUCCCCUCCUGUAG